AGCUGGGAAUAUGUGUGGUGGAGAACGGCACGUUAUUACUCCCAUGAUUGUAGCAGAAUGGAAUUACAGAGCAGAGAAUAAAGAAAGGAGACAUGGUGUGGAAAUGAGAAAGCCCUCUCUGAGUUCAUAGCUCCCUCGGAUGACCAUGUGGACAUCUGACAAAGGAAACCUCACUUCUCCUUUGUUCGUGUUGCCAACUGACAGCUGACUGGCUAAGAUCUAAUUACUUCCAAGUGAGGUCAGGGAAAGGCAUUUAUUGAACAGAACUGCACAACAACAGGCUGAUGAUGCCCAGAAAAUCCCUCUCGUGUUAACACUUGAUUUAUGGAAACAAUUAUGAUUCAGCUGGAAUCUUCCUGAGCUGGGAUAUAGUCCACAAUGACACACAAGCUGCUGAUGUGAAGAGGGGAAAACAAUGGAUUGUUUCUGUGCACAGUCUGUCUUCAACGUAAACAAAACUUUACUAUCGUCAAAACUCUCUGUACAAGAGGAAAAUUCUAAUAGCAAAGAGGAUCAAGACAUUCCAGAGUACUACAAACUGAACUGUUUAUAGUGAAAAUUGACAGUGCAUCACUUCUCUGAAGAAGCUCUGGCUCAGCAUCAUAAACUUUCUCAGGAACGCUUAAACACAUUCUAAACUGCUAGUGCCACAAAUAAAAGAGAUCCAAGGUCACGGAAUCCAGGCAGAAGCUGGGACCUCAAACUAGCAACAUUCAUCCGAUUUGUCAUUUAAAUUGCAGCAUGUCGCUCAAGAGAACCCGGAGCAGUGCACUAUAAUGCGCAAAUGGAUGCAGAUAUGGAUCCUGCCAACUUUGUUGUACAAACUAUACUUUCAUUGUAUCCUUCUAGCAGGGAAUGUGUCUAUCGCUUGCAAUGACAUGACUCCAGAACAACUAGCUGCAAGCGUGAACUGUUCCACCAGUCCUGAGCGGCACACCAGAAGUUACGACUACAUGGAAGGUGGAGAUGUAAGAAUACGAAAACUUUUCUGUCGGACACAGUUUUAUCUGAGGAUUGAUAAAAAGGGCAAAAUCAAAGGCACGGUUAAUCCCAGCUGCAAUUACUGUAUUCUGGAAAUCAGAACUGUGGCCGUUGGAGUCGUUGCCAUCAGAGGUGUAGAAAGUGACUAUUACUUAGCAAUGAACAAAUCUGGGAAAUUAUAUAGCAAGAAAACCUGCAACGAAGACUGCAAUUUUAGAGAGCUUAUAGAGGAAAAUAAUUACAAUACAUAUUCUUCUGCAAAGUGGAUGCAUAAUGGCCAACAAAUGUUUAUAGCCUUGAACCAAAAGGGAGUAGCGAUUAGAGGCAAAAGGACAAAGAAAGAAAUUAAAUCAUCUCAUUUCCUUCCAAUGGCAAUAUCAUAACAAAGUAUUAUAAGGGCAUCAAUCCCAGUAAUAAAAGAUGUUCCAUCUCUGCACCUGUAUCACUGAAACCUUAACCACACAAGCUAAAAUACUACUGACAUCUGGAACAAGCUGGGCUUGCGCUUUGCUAUAAAAAUGUACCUAUCAUUUUGCACGAAUGUAUUCUAUUCAACCCAGUGUAAAAGGUGAAGUUUUGUAAAUUUAAUCUCGAACAUUUGUCUGAGAACCAAUUGCAUGAAAGUGUAUGUUUGAUCAAUCAAUCAAAUGUGUAAAGAAGACUAAGUAUCUUGUAAAACAAACACUUUUCUUAAAUCAUACUUUUGUGGUAUAAUGGUACUUUUAUUUCAUAAACUGUACUAGAUGCGUUUUCUAAAUAAUCAUUGUUACAUUAAGACACCUUGCCUUCAAUCUGAUACAUUUAUUCCUUGAAGAAGCACUGUAGACAAUUGUCGAAUUAAAUAUCAUAUAAUAUAUGAUUCUAGUGAUGAAUGUGUAGCUUUACAUACAGCAUUUAAUUUUGUAAUUCAGUAUUUCAAAGAGAUAAAAAUGUAGUUACUGUAGCAUUUUUGAUUUUCACAAGAUGGAGUUUGUUUGAUUAUCUUGUGAAUGAUCAGUGAUUUUGCCAUGUAAAUGUCUGGUGAAAAUAAUGAUUCUACAGUAUCAACAGUGCUGCUCAGCUCAAUAAAAGUUAAUGCUUUUUACAUGGAUUUGUCAAGUUCAUCGUUAUUCAAUUUCUGAAAAAUAUAGAUGCUGCUGCACCCGCUGAGUUUCUCCAGCAUUCUCCAGCAUUCGAUUUUCCAGCAUCUGCAGUUCCUUCUUAAACACAUGGCCGAUCUAUCGUUCUCUCUCAACCCUAUUCUCCUGCUUUCGAACGCGUGUCUCCUUACAGGUUGGCAGCAUGGAAAUCAGGCGAUGUUAAGCUCAGAAUACACAAUGGUCCCAACUGAUCCAAGUGCCCCAAAAAAGAAUGGCAUUAUCCUAUAUAAUGGUUACAUACAUUAUCCAUUGGAUGUGACAUAGAAUAAUAUCACAUUCCAUUGUAGACAUGGAAAUCACUUUGGGGUCAUAUGGGAUGAGCCCAGAGUGAUGUGAAAUGUCCCAGAUGUAUCACUGACAUGCUUCAUUCAUGAAAGAAAAAAAAUUCUAUUGCAUAAUUCUGGGGAAAAGAGCAGG
Messenger RNA from Leucoraja erinaceus (little skate), 2537 nucleotides. RefSeq names its product fibroblast growth factor 7 (gene fgf7). Gene Ontology annotation, biological process: fibroblast growth factor receptor signaling pathway; positive regulation of peptidyl-tyrosine phosphorylation; positive regulation of epithelial cell proliferation. The transcript is spliced from 4 exons. Lineage: Eukaryota; Metazoa; Chordata; Chondrichthyes; Rajiformes; Rajidae. Gene Ontology annotation, molecular function: type 2 fibroblast growth factor receptor binding; growth factor activity. The record is from RefSeq and is a predicted model, not a curated record. Bases 777 to 1364 code for a protein of 195 amino acids. Gene Ontology annotation, cellular component: cytoplasm.